GCCUCGCUCGCUCUCGGCGGCCGCUCUCGCUGUGGCUGCGGCUGAGGCUGGGGGCGGCGGCGGCGGCGCGAGCGGCGGGCGGCGCGGGGCGGUCCGGCGGGUUCAAAGAGGAAAACAUGGCGGAAAACAAAGGCGGCGGCGAGGCGGAGAGCGGCGGCGGGGGCAGCGGCAGCGCGCCGGUAACCGCCGGGGCCGCCGGGCCCGCGGCGCAGGAGGCGGAGCCGCCUCUCGCCGCGGUGCUGGUGGAGGAGGAGGAGGAGGAAGGCGGCCGGGCUGGCGCGGAGGGCGGUGCGGCUGGGCCCGACGACGGGGGGGUGGCCGCGGCCUCCUCGGGCUCGGCCCCGGCCGCCUCGGUCCCCGCGGCCUCCGUGGGCUCCGCGGUCCCCGGGGGCGCGACCUCGACGCCGGCCCCGGCUGCGGCUUCGGCCCCGGCCCCGGGUCCGUCUUCGGGGCCGCCUCUCGGGCCGCCGGGCUCGCUCCUGGACACCUGCGCGGUGUGUCAGCAGAGCUUGCAGAGCCGGCGUGAGGCGGAGCCCAAGCUGCUCCCCUGCCUGCACUCCUUCUGCCUGCGCUGCCUGCCGGAACCGGAGCGCCAGCUCAGCGUGCCCAUCCCCGGGGGCAGCAACGGCGACGUCCAGCAAGUUGGUGUAAUAAGAUGUCCUGUGUGUCGCCAAGAAUGCAGACAGAUAGAUCUUGUGGAUAAUUAUUUUGUGAAAGACACAUCUGAAGCGCCUAGCAGUUCUGAUGAGAAGUCAGAACAGGUAUGUACUAGUUGUGAAGACAAUGCAAGUGCAGUUGGUUUUUGUGUAGAAUGUGGAGAGUGGCUAUGUAAGACAUGUAUUGAAGCACAUCAAAGAGUAAAAUUCACUAAAGAUCAUCUGAUCAGGAAAAAAGAAGAUGUCUCAGAGUCUGUUGGAACAUCUGGUCAACGCCCUGUGUUUUGUCCUGUACAUAAACAAGAGCAGUUGAAACUAUUCUGUGAAACAUGUGAUAGACUGACAUGUAGAGACUGUCAGCUAUUGGAGCACAAAGAACAUAGGUACCAGUUUUUGGAAGAAGCUUUUCAAAAUCAGAAAGGUGCAAUUGAAAAUCUGUUGGCUAAGCUUCUUGAAAAGAAGAAUUACGUUCAUUUUGCAGCUACACAAGUGCAGAAUAGGAUUAAAGAAGUAAAUGAGACUAACAAACGAGUAGAACAGGAAAUUAAAGUGGCCAUCUUCACCCUUAUCAAUGAAAUUAAUAAGAAAGGAAAAUCUCUCUUACAGCAGCUAGAGAAUGUUACAAAAGAACGGCAGAUGAAGCUACUACAACAGCAGAAUGACAUCACAGGCCUCUCCCGGCAAGUGAAGCAUGUUAUGAACUUUACAAACUGGGCCAUUGCAAGUGGCAGCAGCACGGCACUACUUUAUAGCAAGCGUCUGAUUACUUUUCAGUUACGUCAUAUUUUGAAAGCACGGUGUGAUCCUGUUCCUGCUGCCAAUGGAGCAAUUCGUUUCCAUUGUGAUCCCACAUUCUGGGCCAAAAACGUAGUGAAUUUAGGUAAUCUAGUAAUAGAGAGUAAGCCAGCUCCUGGUUAUACUCCCAAUGUUGUAGUUGGGCAAGUUCCUCCAGGGACAAACCACAUUAGUAAAACCCCUGGACAGAUUAACUUAGCACAGCUUCGGCUCCAGCACAUGCAGCAGCAGGUGUAUGCACAGAAACACCAGCAGCUACAGCAGAUGAGAAUGCAGCAGCCGCCAGCCCCGGUACCAACAACAACAGCAACAACACAGCAGCAUCCUAGGCAAGCAGCCCCACAGAUGUUACAGCAACAGCCUCCAAGAUUGAUCAGUGUGCAAACAAUGCAAAGAGGCAACAUGAACUGUGGAGCAUUUCAAGCCCAUCAAAUGAGACUGGCUCAGAAUGCUGCCAGAAUACCAGGGAUACCCAGGCACAGCGGCCCUCAGUAUUCCAUGAUGCAGCCACACCUCCAAAGACAACACUCAAACCCAGGGCAUGCUGGACCUUUUCCUGUUGUAUCAGCACACAACCCAAUCAACCCAACAAGCCCUACCACAGCAACUAUGGCAAAUGCAAAUCGAGGUCCCACCAGUCCUUCUGUUACAGCAAUAGAACUAAUCCCCUCAGUUACCAAUCCAGAAAACCUUCCAUCGUUACCAGAUAUUCCACCUAUCCAGUUGGAAGAUGCUGGCUCAAGUAGUUUAGAUAAUCUACUGAGUAGAUACAUCUCAGGCAGUCAUCUACCCCCACAGCCUACAAGCACCAUGAAUCCUUCCCCAGGACCCUCUGCGUUAUCACCUGGAUCUUCAGGCUUAUCCAAUUCACACACACCUGUGAGACCCCCUAGUACAUCCAGCACUGGAAGUCGAGGCAGCUGUGGAUCAUCAGGAAGAACUACUGAGAAAAGUGGUCAUAGUUUCAAGUCUGAUCAGGUGAAGGUGAAGCAAGAACCUGGGACUGAAGAAGAGAUAUGCAGCUUUUCAGGAGCUGUGAAACAAGAGAAGACAGAGGAUGGCAGGAGGAGUGCCUGUAUGUUGAGCAGUCCUGAGAGUAGUCUGACACCACCUCUCUCAACUCACCUCCAUCUAGAGAGUGAGCUGGACACAUUAACAAGCCUGGAGAACCACGUGAAGACUGAGCCUGCAGAUCUCAGCGGAAGCUGCAAACAGUCAGGACUUAGUAGCCUCGUGAAUGGAAAGUCUCCAAUUCGAAACCUCAUGCACAGGUCGGCAAGGAUCGGAGGAGAUGGCAAUAGCAAAGAUGAUGACCCAAAUGAAGACUGGUGUGCUGUCUGCCAGAACGGAGGGGAUCUUUUGUGCUGUGAAAAAUGUCCAAAGGUUUUUCAUCUUACUUGUCAUGUUCCAACACUUCUCAGCUUUCCAAGUGGGGACUGGAUAUGCACAUUUUGCAGAGAUAUUGGGAAGCCAGAAGUUGAAUAUGAUUGUGAUAAUAUGCAACAUAGUAAGAAGGGGAAAACUGCACAGGGCUUGAACCCUGUGGACCAAAGGAAAUGUGAACGUCUUCUGCUUUACCUCUAUUGCCAUGAAUUAAGUAUUGAAUUCCAGGAGCCUGUUCCUGUUUCGAUACCAAACUACUAUAAAAUUAUAAAGAAACCAAUGGAUUUAUCGACGGUGAAGAAGAAGCUUCAGAAAAAACAUUCCCAGCAUUACCAAAUCCCAGAUGACUUUGUGGCUGAUGUUCGUUUGAUCUUCAAGAACUGUGAAAGGUUUAAUGAAAUGAUGAAAGUUGUUCAAGUUUAUGCAGACACACAAGAGAUUAAUUUGAAGGCUGAUUCAGAAGUAGCUCAGGCAGGGAAAGCAGUUGCCUUGUACUUUGAAGAUAAACUCUCAGAGAUCUACUCAGACAGGACCUUCGCGCCAUUGCCAGAGUUUGAGCAGGAAGAGGAUGAUGGUGAAGUAACGGAAGACUCUGAUGAAGAUUUUGUACAACCUCGCAGAAAACGCCUAAAGUCAGACGAGAGGCCAGUGCAUAUAAAGUAAAAUGGCAUGGACGUAAAUCAGUUGUUUUUCAAAAGAAGGAAGUAACAGAAGAAAGAAACAAAACAAAACACCCUUUUAUUUAAGUGUUACUGGAAUAUCCUGUGUACAGUGGGUACCUCUUUAAAGAAGCUGGUAGCUCUCAUACAGUAUUAGGUUGAAAUAAUGGACACAAAACAUUUUUAUCAAGAAAGAGGGAGAGAACUCUGUGUUUGCAACUGUAAAGUAAGAAUAAUUACAAGUAAAAUUGUUUGGGGAUUUGUUACAAGUGAAGAUGGUUCUCUGGCUAUUAGAAACAGAUGAUCAUGUGUGUUAAUUGGUGCAGGGUACUGAGUCAGGCAAGACUCCAAGGCUCAUGUUGUGUGAUGUGUCUCUGCUAGAGCACACAGUUACUCAAACAACUUAAGAGCCUUCCCUCUGCAAACAUAGAUGGGUUAUUUUCUGGUUAAAAAUUGAGUAUAUCAGAUUCUACUUGAAUGUCACUAGAGAUGAAUUUAAUCAUGCCACUGUAUUUUCUCACAUUUUGUUCUAUUGGGCCUUCGGUUUUAAAUUGGUUUAAAGAACUGAACAGUAGUUUUAUUUUCUACUUAGAUGUAGAGUCUAGGAGUCUGACCAUUGCUCAUUUAGUCAACUUCAGUGGUGUGCUGAAAUGAUGAUAAAUUUCAGUAGUGGAUCAUACAGACUUACGGAAAAGUCCUUUCCAGAAAACCCGUCUAAACAAUUACACUUACUGGUCAGCUCAUCUGGUCACACAGUUAGUUUUAUUCCCUCAAAAGACAGGACGUUUAUUUCAGAAUUUCUGUACAUGUAAAUGACAUUGAGAAGGUGAAAACUAACUCACACCCACCCAGCCCUCCUUCAUGCCAGUUUCCAGUAGACCACUAUUGGUAAACAGAAAUCUGUCAGCUACCAAAUGUGUACAAUUUUCUGUAUUUCACUUUGUCUUAUUUGUACAUAGUGAGCUCAGACUUCUGGCAGGUCAGCAACAUUUGCUGAGCCUGUUUUUUUUUAAGCUAAUGUGUAUUCUUACUAAUGUUCCUAUCAAGAAUGGAUUUGUAAUAUAUGCUGUCUAUUUCUAAUGCUCACAUUCAUAUUUUGAGGUUCUAUCUUAUUUUAAUAGAGAACAGACUUCUCAAAAAAAAUCUUCAGAAGCAGCUUAUUAUUGAAAUAUCAAAAUACUGAAAUAAACCCGGUGGGGUUAGAUUUCUCAUCUGUCCACCAAGUGGGACACGUGCAUGGACUGGGGGCUUUAAACGACUUAAACAGACCUGAAAGUAAGUCCUGAAAACGAGCCAAUCCCCACUUGAAUGGUAACUGGAGUAAACCAACUUUAUUUACUACCUGGUGACAGGCGCAGUACCUGAAGCAGAUAGAUCGACCUGCUCUGCUUGAUUUUUCUCCUUCGUUGUGAUGCGCAGAUGAAGUGUGCUCUAGACUGUGUGCGCCUCGCCAUUGGAUUAAGAGUUGUAGUCCUACUUCUCUAUGGACACAGUAGAAUAAAAAGUGACCAAAGUAGAAUCCAUCAUCAAGAGUUUGAGGUGUCAGCAGAUGUGAGGCAAAUCCUCUGUCUCAUUCAACGUGAGCAGUUCAGACUGUAGACGUCCUCAGAAAACUAUCUGACGUAAUUGUCGAAGAAGUGAAUAUUUUUAGUGUGCAUUGAAUCAAAUAAAGUGCUCUAAAGAAAUUAUUAUACAGAUUCCUUUGGGUUGUUUUUUUCUUAACAAGGGAUGUGGGUAAAAAGUUAAUUUAGGCCUUGUCAUACUGAACUUAAACAAUAUUGAUCAUACAUUGCUUCAUCUCCUGGCUUCUGUUUAGCUUCUCUUCCCUUAUAAAUCAAACUUCAUUUAAAAAAAAUACUCCAAACCAUUUUAUCAUUUUAUUGAAGUUUUAGGUUUUUAUGAGGGGAAGAAUACUUAUUUUUAAAAUGUUUUCUUUAUACCUAUUUCUUUUCUUUGAUAGCCAUGAUUCGUGUUUGUGAGUAGAUGUAUGUCUAAUAUCACAUUUUUGACACCUGGGGGAUUAAAGGGUUAACUUCAUUUUGUGAUGCCCUGAGUUUCAGUUGUUUUAUAUUUGCAUCUAAAACGAAUCCUUUUAAAACUGUUCAUAAGUUGUAAGUAAGCUCUAUUAAGUGGGGCCCACAGAUUUAUUUAAGCAAAUGUUUCUCAAUGUUUGAAGCCCUGAUAGAGAAUGCGUUCCAUAAAGGCAUUCUCAUGUUUCUUGGGGUUUUUGUUUUCCCUUUGUUUGUUUUAACCAUCAAUUUAGUCAGCUCCGUUUCUGUUAGUGAAGAUACCCCUGCUGCUGAGGGAUUAACUUAGUUGCUUACAUGUUGUCCCUUCUGUACUCUGAUGAUUGUGUUUCUAGGCUGUUCAGCAUUAACAUAAGCAUGGUUAAAAAUACAAAAAUUUAAUUCUUACUCAAAUUAUCUCAUAUCUUUGUUUUUUAAAACAAAUACAGAGCAUCUGUUAACUCCCAAGUACAGGUCUGACACUCUCGUGUAUCUGUUAGAGCCUGUAUCUUAGAUGUGGAGGAAAGUCUACAUAAUGAUAAUUCCUUAACAUCUUUCAAAGUUCUUGAUGAACUUAGGGCUAUUUUUUUCCAUCAGAAAAUUAAGAAUGAAUGUUCCUCAGCCCAGUCUGCUGGCCUUAAUUUACGUAUCUCAGCACUUGACUCCAUCGCUUGACUGAGUGAACGUACUGCUUUAUCAGGUGCAGUGUUUAGGGCUCUAGGGUCUGGUUAGGUUAUAGACCUUGCUCUAUAUGCAGACAUCCAACCGUAACCACGGAGCAAAGGUAAACCAUUAGAUCCCUGCUGAAACUGCCCCCUUUAGAAUUAACAGGUUGGUUUUUUCUUUUUCCCCCAUUUCUGUUUCCUAGGAGGGAAUUUUAGGUCAUUAAAGUCAGUUUUUAUUCUUUUAACAGGUAUUGCGUUUGGGAUUUUUUUUUUUUAAUCCAAAGACAUAAUGCUUUAAAGUGUGCAAAUUAUAGUUUUUUCAAUUACCUCAGCAGGUGUCCUGCCAUGUAAUUAUUGGUGAGUAGUGUUAGUAAGUCAACAGAUUCAGGUCUUCCAGUUAUACCCUUGGGUUGUGGCUUGCCACGUGUUAUUGAGUAGUCUUCUAUCCAAAAUGGGGACUAGGUACUGUGGUCCCCUCUCCCUCAGCCUUUACAUUUGGUACCCAGCCUCUUCACAUACAGCAGAAAAAGUACGAAAUACUCACUUCUUCUUGUACCCAGCAUUGAAUUGGAUCAAUAAGUAGUUUCGUUAAUAAAAAUUUAAGGGGGAAAAAGCCUACACACCCAACUCCCUGAGUUAAAACAGCAGCUUUGCACCGGGGAGAUGAUUGGUGGGUCAAAAGCAGGCUUGUUCACAAGCGUGAGGAUCUGGCUUUGGAUCCCCAGCGCAUAUGUAAACGGGGCACAUACAUAGUGCGCUGUCUGUAAGUACAGCGCUAUGGGAAGUUGGGAGGCAGAGGUAGUCUCCAGAAGCCCGUUGGCUAGCAACGGGCAUAUUAGAUUUUUAGAGACGGGAAUCAGGACUAACACCUGAAGAUGUCUUCCAGCCUCCACACAUGCACCCUAGCGUGUACACAUGCCCUCACGCGCAACAUGUGAGUGCAUACACCACACACGAGCCCUCACUUGACAUGCAAGCGGGUACACCGUUUAUGCCGCCUUACUAAUUAUCUGCUGAAGGUGAUUAAGAUUUUCAAGGUAUAUUGCAGUUGGAUCAUACACCUGAUCUGGAUGUUAACUUGUUUCUCCCAGUUAAUACUUCCUUGAUAAAGCAAUAACGCUGCUUUGAGUCUGUUGCCUAAUAAUAGCAUGUCAUAAUCCUCUCCUGGAUGGUGAUUUUAUAGGAAAGUUUGUAUGCAUAUCACCCAAUCUAUCUUUUAAAAAAAAUUAAGAAAUUUAAAUGUAUGCUGAAGUAAUGACAAUAUAUUGUGGCAUUUUAUUUUAAAAAAUUGGGGAAAGUUGCAUAUUUUUUUAAAAGUAGCUGUUUGAGUAAAAAAAAAACUGAAGGUACUUUUUUAAGGAAAAAAAUUUAUAUGCCACAGUUUACAUAGACAUUUCCAAUUUCAGCAUUUACUCUUGGAUAUAAUGGCUUUACUGGGCUAAUGCAUGUUUUACUUGGUCAAAAGUGCAUCUCUCCAAUCUUAGUUACUUAUGUUUCCUUACAUGAUCCUUUAUAUAUUUUUAUUGUAUCUAGAAACAAAAUUAUCUUAAAAAAUAAGUUAGGCAUAUUUGUCAAACGACAGAAUGUAUAGAAUCAAGGUUAGCCCUUUUUUUUUUAUCAAGUGUUAUUUAAAAACUAAAUGAUACUGUGUUACAUUCAGUAAAUUCCUAUGAAGGCACCAAAAUGAUUUUUUUUUAAGUGCCGCAGUUUAGGCUGUGGUCUAAAUGUCAUUCUUGAGAAUGAAGUGUGUCUGCUCCUGAUCUGAGGAAUGUAGGCAUUUACUAUGUUUUAAAGCAGUGAAACAUGGGUAUAAGCCUGUAAUGCAAGGUGUGCGCAAUUGGAAAGCCUGUUAGUUUUUACACGGACAUAUCUACACACAAAAGGGUUAAAGUCACAGCCUUACUAGUUCCUUGCUUCCAGUAUUUCAACUGCUCUCCCUCAUUACUAUUUUUGCACAUAUUUAAACUACCCUUCAGAAUGAUUCUUAAAAAGUGCUGUUUCUGUGGUAUUGUAUUCUCUAAAUGAUCAUAUUUAAUUUUUUAAACAAGGUUACAAUUUCUAAUUGUUCUGUUCCUGUGUUUUUUGCUGCGUGUAAUAAAGGCAAGUUUUCUCUUUUUAUGGUUAUUUAAUACAUUAGCUGCCUGUAAAUAAUUCUUGUUACAAUGCUCUGGAAUGUGUUGUAGAAGUUGUAUUAGAUUAGUUUGAAGCCUUGUUUAAAAUCCACAUUUGUUUCGGUUAUUUCUAUUAAAUUAGAAAAUUGCAAAAGUUUUCAAA
Meriones unguiculatus (Mongolian gerbil) is the source of this 8438-nucleotide messenger RNA. It is a transcript of the gene Trim33, whose product is annotated as tripartite motif containing 33. The record is from RefSeq and is a predicted model, not a curated record. The transcript is spliced from 20 exons. Bases 117 to 3497 code for a protein of 1126 amino acids. NCBI's taxonomy places the organism in Eukaryota, Metazoa, Chordata, Mammalia, Rodentia, Muridae. Gene Ontology annotation, molecular function: protein binding; zinc ion binding.